Molecule: messenger RNA, 1263 nt
Organism: Neltuma alba
Lineage: Eukaryota; Viridiplantae; Streptophyta; Magnoliopsida; Fabales; Fabaceae
Product: E3 ubiquitin-protein ligase RDUF2-like
Exons: 3
Coding region: 1-1167 (388 amino acids)
Biological process (GO): protein ubiquitination
Cellular component (GO): cytoplasm
Molecular function (GO): ubiquitin protein ligase activity
Source: RefSeq, a predicted model, not a curated record
AUGGUGGACGGAGGAAAGGUACGAACCGAAGACGGAGGCGCUGAAAGCCAGAAACUUGGAGGUUGUGGGCCUCACAACACAUGGCCCAAUAAACAUGUUAGCCCAGCUUUGAGGGUUAGCGAAGUUCUUGCUCGAUCUGGUUUAUCAUGGCUUCAGUGGGAUCAUCCUAUUGGUGCUACAGAUGCAAUCAGACUCGUACUCACUCUCCUUUCCAUCGAUUCCCGUCGCCAUCAGUGUACGUCGACGACGAGUCUAGCUCCGAGCAAGGAGCUAGCCCUAGAAUCCGCCGUGGCCCGAGGAAACGCAGGCGAUCGAUCCCCUUUUAACCCAGUUAUUGUCCUCAGUGGACCCGCCGAUGGCGGUGGCGGUGGAAAUGAAGGGGUUGGUAUUGAAAGAGGGAACUUUGAGCUUUAUUACAAUGAAGGUACAGGUUCGGGUCUUCGGCCACUUCCUGCAAGCGUCACUGAUUUCUUAAUGGGUGCUGGAUUUGACCACCUUCUUGACCAGUUGACUCAUUUAGAAGUCACGGGAAUCGGACGUUUACAUCAAACUCCAGCAUCAAAAUCUGCAAUUGAAUCGAUGCCCAUAGUCAAGAUUGUUGCCACACAUGUUUCGGCGGAAUCACAUUGUGCAGUUUGUAAGGAACCCUUCGAGCUUGACUCGGAUGCUCGUGAAAUGCCUUGUAAGCACAUUUACCAUUCCGAUUGUAUCCUUCCAUGGCUUUCAAUUCGUAAUUCAUGUCCAGUUUGUCGCCAUGAGUUACCUACUGAGAUGCGUGGGAGUAGUAGUGGCAGAAACUCUCCCGUAUCUGACGGUGGAAGGGAUGAUCAUACUGUGGGAUUAACUAUAUGGAGACUACCUGGUGGCGGUUUUGCUGUAGGAAGGUUCACGGGUGGAAGAAGAGCUGCCGAACGUGAACUUCCUGUUGUAUAUACAGAAAUGGAUGGUGGAUUCAAUAGUGUGGGUGUUCCACGGAGGAUAUCUUGGGAAGCGAGUGUGAGGAGAUCAAGGGAGACUCGGGGAUUAGGUAGUGCUUUCCGGAACUUCUUCUCACACUUCGGGUGGCUUAGGACUUCCUUCUCUCGUUCUUCCAGAACUGAUUCAAAUGUGAGCCGAAGAACUCGAUCCAAUACAAUAUUAUCUAGAUUCUCAAGAAGGCGCAACUAGGCCUGGUCUAUGGAUAAUACAUAUGGUCAAACUUCAUAUUCUGUUUUCUUCUUCUUUCCCCUCAGAAAUAUAAUUAAAUUUUUAUUUUAUAUUGUA